Molecule: messenger RNA, 11529 nt
Organism: Dunckerocampus dactyliophorus (ringed pipefish)
Lineage: Eukaryota; Metazoa; Chordata; Actinopteri; Syngnathiformes; Syngnathidae
Gene: prrg1
Product: proline rich Gla (G-carboxyglutamic acid) 1
Exons: 5
Coding region: 9514-10143 (209 amino acids)
Cellular component (GO): extracellular region
Molecular function (GO): calcium ion binding
Source: RefSeq, a predicted model, not a curated record
UCUUGGGUACGGGCACUAUGGUGGUGGACUUAAAGCAGGUCGGUACAGAUGCUUGUGCAAGCGACAGGUUAAAUAUGUCAGCAAGCACAUCAGCUAGCUCUGAUGAGCAAACCCGAAGUGCACGUCCUGAGAUGUUGUCUGGCCCUGCUGCUUUUCGUGGGUUUGUUUUGUUUAGAACCCUGCGCACAUCAGCUGAUGUCACCAUGAGAGGUGAGUCCUGUGUGCUCCCCAGGUUCAGCCACCCUCUCUGUUCAUCAGGAGUUUGGGUGUCAAAGCGGGCAUAGAACUCAUUCAACUCAUCAGGAAGUGUGGUUUGGCUGGACGUGGCUACGCUACUCUGCUGUCGAUAGUCUGUGAUGUGCUGGAGCCCCGCCCACAUGCGCCGAGGGUCUGAGGUGGAAUAGUAGCCCUCCAGCUUCUGUCUGUACUGUCUUUUGGCCUCUUGUAUGGACCUCCUCAGGUCAUAUCUGGCCUUUUUGUAGUCAUCAGCGGUGCCCAUGACAAAUGCAGUCGAACGAGCACGUAGCUUAGCCCUUACAUCACAGUUCAUCCACUGUUUUUGGUUAGGGUAUUUUGUCUCACUGUCAUUCAUCAGCUUCCGGGAGGAGUGAUCACAUUUACUAAUUGCCUUUUCUUAUCACUUGUCUUUACUUAAUAAAUGUGUUGUAGAAUGAUCAAGCAUGCUUUUUUUUUAAAAUUUGAUGGAUUAUUUUGGCUUUUUGGUCAUGGUUCAUUAGCUUGUGGGAGGAGCAAUUGCAUUAAUUGACUUUUCUUUUGACUUGUCUGCAUUCCGCGCAUGAACAUACUGUUGAGUGAGCAAGCGUUUGGUGUUUUUGUCUCACUGGUUGUCACUAAUCAGCUCCCAGGAGGAGUGAUCGCAUUCAUUAGCGGCCUGUCUGACUUGUCUUUACUGGUGAUAAAUGUGUUGAGGAGUGGUCAAGCAUACUUUAUAUUUUCAUUUGAUGGAUUACAUGGUUCAUUAGCUUGUGAGAGGAGCAAUCCCAUACUGUUGAAUGAGCAAGUGUGCCAUGUUUUUGACUUGAUGGAAUAUUGGAAGUCUUUCCCUUCUGGGACCUCCUGUCCAUCCAAAAAGAUCACUGGAUGUUUUUUUAGGGCAAAAAUGUAAAAUUUUUAGACUGAAGACGCGCCCACAAGUGACAUGUGCUUUCAUGAGAAUGAGUCCAAUAAGACCAGAAAAAGUUUCUAGAUUUUGUCGCUAUUCAGAAAAAUAGUAUCUAGACGGGUGUGAGUAUACCUUGGGUUACCCAGCAUGCCUUGCGGUAGGUGUUUAUGGUGAUGAUGUGUGUGUGAAAGAGGAGAUAAAAGACAUUUCAUUGUUAGCCACGGAGGCCAGGCUGUUAAAAAAAAAAGUACAGUCUUGCCAAGAAUAUCUCCUUUCUUUUGAGGCAGAAAAAGAUGAAAAGUUCCAUGAGCAAAGUGAGGGAAGACGAGGGAGUAGAAGCAAACAGCAGCUACUUUUCACCAAAUAUGCGUCAGGAUUGAGAGUUUCUGUCAGUGCAGGAUGUGAGGAGCGAGUCCAACACGAAGCAGAGCCAUCUUUUCCCUGCACUUCGUCCAAACACGAGGCCCGUUAGAGUGGGACAGGAUGGGGCCAGCGUGGGAUUGUAGCGCUGCAGCCCCACCUGCUGAGGUCCAGAGCCCCUCUGUAGCCUGCAUUAUGCUCCAGCCGCCCUUCCCAUCCACAAUUCAACUGCACAUCAACGCCGAUGUGGACCCCAGAGCUGCUGUUGGCCGUCUUUCCCUCGGUUCUUCCCGCCACAACAAAAGAAACGACAGAGCGAGCUGAGGAGCAUCAACCAAUCAAUAACACGUUACUUUCAUCGCCAUUGUUUAUGACUACACAGGAAGCUAAAUAGCUAGGCAGCCAGAAAAGAGACUUGUGGUUGCUCUGGUAGAGAAUUACAUGUCAGGCUAUCCACUUCAUGGCUUCACUCCAUCACUCUUUUUAAAAACUUCUAUUCAUCAAUAAGUUGAAUACAUCUCAUUUUUACUCCAAAAUAUUCUAAUUUAAGAAGAUGAUUCAGAUUUCUUUGCCUACACUAAGUAUUUAAGACUUAUUGUGAAAUUGUUGUUGUUGCUUAAAAAUGCACACAUUGCCUGUACUUGUAUUCAAUGUUUAAAUAUAUGAUGUGGCUCUCAUGGAAAUUCAUUGUAAGAUACAGCACGUGUCUUUCAUGGCUCUCCCAACUCCCCGACCCCUCAUCAUCUUCAGCUGAGAGCGGUGCUGAGGCUGCGGCAUCGAGCGCUCGUCUUAUCAGCGCACAGGAAGCAGCGAGUGAGUGCUCUCAUGUCAGAUUUGGAACAGACCCGCACAGCCAGAUCUGGAGCGCUUAAAGGCUCCGCAAACAGGAAGUGCCACAGUGUUGCUCUCUGAUGACAGAUGGAGGAGGAGAUAGCGAGAUCUUCUGAUGCGUAAAUAUCCUGCGGUGUGCCAAGUUGGACUUUCUCCCUCCGUAAGACAACAAGAUGUGUGUCACAGAAGGGCCGCCGGUCUCACUCGUAAACAGGAAGUUGCUGGUUUAAGCCCCCCCCCCAGCAAACUAACAAUCCCCCCAUACAGCACUGAUAUCACUAACAAUCCCCCCAUAUGCACUGAUAUCAUUAAUAAACCACCCCAUAUGGCACUGAUAUCACUAACAAUCCCACCCAUACGGCAGUGAUAUCACUAACAAACCACCCCAUACGGCACUGAUAUCACUAACAAUCCCCCCCAUACGGCACUGAUAUCACUAACAAUCCACCCCAUACGGCACUGAUAUCGCUAACAAUCUACCCCAUACGGCACUGAUAUCGCUAACAAUCCCCCCAUACGGCACUGAUAUCACUAACAAUCCCCCCAUACGGCACUGAUAUCACUAACAAUCCCCCCAUAUGCACUGAUAUCAUUAACAAACCACCCCAUACGGCACUGAUAUCACUAACAAUCCCCCCCAUACGGCACUGUUAUCACAAACAAGAACACAGUGGACCAACUCACAUCCACACCAGCGUCAUACAUUCCCCACACACACAACUCUCCAUACUUUUCUCUUUGACGCUAAAUGAGCAGAACGAGCAGCCGUUUUGUCAAAGUAAGGAUUUAUUUGAAGGCGAGCGCACGACGCAGGGUGGCGGAACAAGGGUGGGCCAGAGACAGGAAGGUGCAAUCCGAUUACUGGGACUCAAAUCAAUGAAGAGGAAAUGGCCAGUCGAAGCGUUUAUGCUUGAGUGCUGACGCACACACGCCACAAGUCUUUUUUUGGAGGAAGAUGGCGCCCUGCGUGACCUGCCCUCACGCAACCCUUAAACCAGAAGCAAAAAGUGUCGUCACACCAACAGAACAUUUCCACACUAACGUGAUACAAAUAGAAUUCAUCUGUUCCACCCUCAAACUCUCACCGUUACAAAGCCUUUAUUCCCAACAAUGGAAGCGUGUUUGUCACCCCUGUGAGUACUUUUACAUUGACAAGCGUGUUACAGUAAUCCCAUCCCUCCUCUAUGGCAAUUCAAUGGUUCCACACCCCACCCUCAUACGUCCUUUUCCAAGUACGAUUUUCUAAGUACAAUUCUUCUUUAUCAAUGGAAUAUUUUGCUAGUUAGCGCAUACAAAACCUGUUUAGCACCUUCUAAAUACAUUUUUUAACAUGAUUGGAGCACUCUACAUAUGAAAUAACACCCCUAUAGUCACCUUUACACUCCUAUUACCCAAUAUAGUAGACAUCAUAAGAGAAAAUAAGACAUAGAAAACCUGUUUACCACCUAAAUAUGUUUUGUAACAUGAUUAGAGCCCUCUAGACAUGAAAUAACACCCCUAUAGUCACCUUUACACUCCUACUACCCAAUAUAGUAGACAUCAUAAGACAAAAUAAGAUAUAUAAGAUAUAGAAAACUUGUUUACCACCUAAAUAUGUUUUUUGACAUGAUUAGAGCCCUCUAGACAUGAAAUAACACCCGUAUAGUCACCUUCACACUCCUAUACAGUAGACAUCAUAAGACAAAAUAAGACAUGUUAGCAUUGGGGGAGUUCCUUGUUAUUCUUUUUUUUUUUUUUUUUUUUACUUCCACUUGUGUACUGUAUUGUCCCAUCAAUGUAACAUUACUGACACCUAAUGACAAGUGUGCAAUACUACAUACAUAUCACCACAAAUGUCUUGGAAUGCAUUUUCUGAAUGUCUCAUAUUUUAUUUGACUUCAUUUUGCCAUUUUUAUCCUUGAAAAUGCUCCAUUUAGGCCAAAAAUACAUACCAUUUUCAAUGUAAAUAGCAACAUUUCAAUUCCUACAUAUGCAUAUUUUGGACUAGUAAUGGGCCACACACGUCCAGCCUGAUUUAUUCAUGGAUGUAUUUCUAUAUAAAAGCAUGAUAGAGUGAAGCUGUGAAAUUCCACACGCCAAGUGGCAAAGGAUUCAAUUCAUUCCAUUUUCUUGCACUUAUCCAGGUGUGGGUUGCAGGGGCGGCAGUCUGUAGGCAAGUCCAGACUUCCUGGUCCUCGGCCACCUCCUCCAGUUCCACCGGGAGGACACCAAGGCGUUCCCAGGCUAGCUGUGAGACAUAAUCCCUCCAACGUGUCCAUGUUCUCGCCUGGGGCCUUCUUCAAUGCCUGAGCCACCUCAACUGUUUCCUGUCCUGUGAAGGAGCAGCGGCUUUGCCUUCCGGCUCAGCUCUCUCAUCACCACGGCGGUCCGGUACAGCGACCGCAUUACUGCAGACGCUGCACCGAUCCGCCUGUCCACCUCACGCUCCAACCUUCCCUCACUUGUGAACGAGACCCUGAGAUACCUGGGGCAGGACCUCAUUCCCAACCCACCCUCUUCCCACUGAGAACCACGGCCUCAGAUUUGGAGGUGCUGAGUCUCAUCCCAGAAGCUUCACACUCAGCUCAAACCCCCCAGUAAAUGCUGAAGGUCAGAGCCCAAUGAUGCCAUCAGGACCACAUAGUCUGCAAAUAGCAGACCAGAUCCUAAGGCCCCAGAACUGGACUCCCUUGACGGCUUGGCUGUGCCUAGAAAAUGUGUCCAUGAAAAUGAUGAACAGAACGGGUGACAAAGGGUGGCCUUGCCAACCAGGCUCCUGCUUUGCUUCUACAAGGACCCAAUGGCACGUCACGGUGGGCCACCAAUUCCAUACUCUCGGGGCACCCCCCACAGGACAGCGAGGGACACGGUCCAGUGCCUUUUCCAAGUCCACCAAGCACAUGUAGACCGGUUGGGCAAACUCCCAUGUGCCCUCCAGCACCCUUGCAAGGGUACAAGCUGGUCCAGGGUUCCGCCACCAGGACCAAAACCACAUUGCACCUCCUGUAGCGUGGCAAGGGAUGGACAUGCUAUCAUGUUAGUCCCCAAACUUGUCCAAUAGGACCACUAAAAGAGGCUACAUUUGUGGUCGUUGCCUUUUUGAAAAACAGAACGUAGCCGGGUCGUGACACUUUCUAACUAAGUUGCUAAGUCGGCAACGCUGAUCCCUCCUGCUACGUCCUCUUAUUCCCUGGCAGACCAGGUGUGUUAAGAAGAAGAGUUACCAUGCCAUGUGCUGUGGUCCCCUCAUAAUGUGCUUAUGAGCGAGGGCCAACAGGUGGCGCCACAUUUAUUUGUGGCAGUCCACCAAAGAUAAAUGAAUGGAUGGAUGCUAAUCACGGCUGUCCUGUUUUUAUAAAGGUUGUCAUCACACAUUCACCAAAAAUACUGUUUCCUUUUUACUUUUGAUUGUUUUACUAGUUUGGAAAGUGAAAUGUGUUAUAUUUGUAAAUAAAGGGGAUUGGAUCGAAAAAAGAAAAUUGGGCGGCACGGUGGCCGAGUGGUUAGCAUGUUGGCCACACAGUCAGGAGAUGGGGAAGACCUGGGUUGGAAUCUCUGUUGGGCAUCUGUGUGGAGUUUGCAUGUUCUUCCCGUGCGUGCGUGGGUGGGUUUUCUCCGGGUACUCCGCAAAACAUGCAUGUUGAAAGGUGGCAUUCAAAAGUCCAGCAGUUGACAAGCAGCACAACUGACAUAAUAAUAUAAUAAUAAUAAUAAUAAUAAUAAUAAUAUGACAUUCCUCCAGAUAAGAGGAGUCUAUGUUGAGGCAUUCCUACUGCUUGGUGGAAGUGAGCAUUGCUAGAGCGCUGCACUUGUUUCCCAGGUUACUAAUCUCCAGGCAUCUGGAUCUCUUGGGGGAGUCCUUGCUUGUGGGCCAGCGAGUAGACACAAAGGCUCAUUCUGUCAGCAACAAAAGGCCAAAUGAAACCCCAGCUGGACUGUCCUGGCUGGGCUCGAUUCCCACAUCAUUCUCAAGACAAACAUUUCAAGAAAAAGCUUAACCUAGAUUCCUACAAACAGAAAGUUACAUGAACAAAUAGUUUGGCUCAGUCUGCUCAUCACACUUUGAUGCCAGGCUGGAGAAUAAGCUUUAUUUCCCACGCGUGCCGCCCGUUAUCCACUCUUCUCUUUCAUGUAGAAACGUGAGCAUUUUCAACGAAGGAUCCAAUUAUAUCACGUAAUGAACAUUCACCCCUCAGCUUCCACACGUGACCCCCAGCCCACCCCGUGCAAAACAACACUCUCAACCCGAAAGCAUCAUGGAAUGACACUUACGCAGUCCUACGUGUCCCAAAAGGACGACUACAUUGGGGGGUCCUUCAAGUCCGAUCUCAUUCAUUCAGAUCAGAAAAAGACAACAAGCGGAAACAAGUGGUUUCAUUUAUUUACUACUGUUUAGCCUUUUUACACACUUCAAAAAAUAUAUAAAAACAUAAAGUGCCGCAUUUUGGGAUUUUUCAUUAUAUCGCCCUCGGUGGAAAAAGUUUGGACACCCCUGCUUUGCAUCAUCUAAACAUGAACCUUGUUUCCUCUCAACAAUGCUUUUAAAAGGGAUUUAAAGCUGUCUAGCACUCUUUCUAUCAUUAACAUGCGUAUUUAAUCAUAAUAUUUCCACCCAACAAUGCUUUUAAAAGGGAUUUAAAGCUCCCUAGCACCCAUUAAAUAUGUCUAUAAUAAAAAUGUAAAUGUCAUUUCCACUCAACAAUGCUUUUAAAAAUUAUUUAAAGCUAUCUAGCACCCUUUCUAUCAUUUAAAUGUAUAUUUUAAAAAAAAUUAUUUCAACCCAACAAUGCAUUUAAAAAGGGAUUUAAAGCUCCCUAGCCCCCAUUAAAUAUGUCUAUAAUAAAAAUGUAAAUGUCAUUUCCACUCAACAAUGCUUUUAAAAGGGAUUUAAAGCUCCCUAGCCCCCAUUAAAUAUGUCUAUAAGACAAAUGUAAACAUUGUUUCCACCUAAGAAUGCUUUUAGGAGUGAUUGAAAUGUAUCUAGCACCCUUUGCGUGCUUUCAACAUGGGUUGUUGAGCAGUGACAUGAGUGGAUGUUUACCGGUGCCCAGUGUUGUGUUGCAGGACCAGUCCGCGGAUCUGACGGGCUUCCAGCAGGACUCCCACAGGGACAGGUAAUACUGGUCCUCGGCUGUGACCCACGCCGGACUCAGCAGGGCUCCGGCAUCCAGACAGAGGGCGAGGAAGACGCACGCCAGCCCCACCAACUUCAGGGGCGUCAAAGUCGACACCCGCACCUCCUCUGUCCCACUCACGGAGGAAGCCAUCAUCUUUAAGGUGUCUUGCCAGUCAUGAAAAAUAUUUGAAAACGCAGCUGUUCCGUGCAGGGAAGGGGAGAUGCUCCCGCUCUUCCUGGACUCCGGAGGACGCUUGACCCGCUACUGCUGAUUGACGAGGAGCGCUGGCAUAAACACGCGGUGCGGCACCUGCUGGGUCCUAGCGCCGAUAUACGUACUUCCCAGCAAGUAAUUCAUUCACUUUCUCCCAAUGGUUCUCCAACAGGGGCGGUCGGAUCGAGUCAAGAAUCGAUAGCAUCGAUACCAAGAGUAGUGUCGGAUCGAUACUGGCGUGAUGAGAUCAACAUAUAACGUGUUUUUGUCGUGUCGCUCAUGCUGUUACAUUGUUGAUAUUGAUAUUGUUGAUAUUGAAUGUGGCCGAGUGGUUAGCAUGUUGGCCACACAGUCUGGAGAUGGGGAAGACCUGGGUUGAAAUCUCCCUUGGGCAUUUCUGUCUGGAGUUUGCAUGUUCUCCCCGUGCAUGUGUGGGUUUCUCCGGGGACUACUGUCAUCGCCGCUGCUGACCUGCAGCACACACAGGUCAUGGGUCAUCCGUGGUCAUUGCAAAUUGUUGCUCAUUCCAUCGACUGACACGGAAUGUUAAGCAAAAGCUAAAUCAUCAGGAUGCAACCCAGCAACUACUGCUUUUUCCGCAGCAGUCAAUAAGCAAGCUCAUUACUUCCUGGUAGGCAGGAGAAACGUAGAAAAGGUGAGAUUUUACACCGUCUUCUUAUCAAACCAGUCAACGUUGAUUUGGUUUUCCCGUGGAAUGGUGGCAUUGUUAGAAUGUUGAUGGUUUGGUUGGCAUUUGCCUAAAAAGAAAUGUGACUUUAGUUAAGGUGAUCCAUCCAGCAUAAAAGCUCCCAGGGUAGACAUCCACCUGUCACCUUUUCACUGACACUGGGUCACAUGGGGAUAGCGCAGGCUCCCAUCGCCAUGGAAACCAGUUUUCAUCUGUGUCAUACUACCUCACUUGAUGCUCUGCUGCUCCAGUUGGGCCAAAAUUGGGUCACUUAAAGUUAGGAUGGUGUCAGCUGUGGAUAGCAGCUUACCUGAGAAUACAAAAGACAUCAUUUGUCGUAAAAUAACAACAACUGACAACGCUAGCAGAAGUAGCCAUUAGAAGUAGCUGACAUGUUUACUUGGAACUUUGGUGACGUAAUAAAUGAUUUUUUUUUCAUCAUUUGUGCAUAUUUUUAUUGUGAUAAGCACGUGUUUUGGGGGCUUGUGGUCCUGCAGCGUUUUCACGUUGCAUUUGUUUUAUGUGCCUUUGGAUCAUUACUAUGUUUGGACGUUGCUUUGCAUUUGCUGCAAAAAGCACAAUUUUGAAUCCAUCUCUUGCACUGGAUGUGCAGCUUUACUUUUUGAAACAUUAGUAUUUGUUUUAUUUUUGAAAACAAAAAUAAAAAAAUAAUACAAAGAUAACAGACACUAACAUUUGACAAUCCCAAACAAUAAUAAUUGGUGUCCAAAAAUUAAUGAAUUUUUAUUUGCUUCAUUUAAAUGUAAUUAUUAGUCACCUUCAAGAUCGAAGACGUCUUUUAUGCCUGGACAAAACAGAAUUUACUUUAUUAAGGCACAUGAGAAGGCGUGUAAGUAUCACGUCUAAAAAGCAGUAUUGAUUUUUCUAGUGUUCGUGAGAGCAUCAUGAAAGUGUGUGCUGUCCCUUUAAAUGACGGUCGUUUCAUUGGACGCCUGGAAGCAAACAAGAGGUGUGCCCAUGCGCACGGACCAUAGCAACACUCCGGGGGCCGCAGAGUAGGCGAGGCAGUAGUGAAAGCGCAUUCUGGAGAGCGAAGACGGGCGGGGGUCAGCAACCUUUAGCCUCAAAAGAGCCGCUUGGGUCCAUUUCCACCAAAUGAAAACCCACUUGGAGCCACAAAAGCUACCGGAGCGCCACGUUGAAGAUAAAGCCCCCCGCCCCCAGAGGGACUUGCAGGAAAGAUGGGGAGUGUGUUCCUGCCGGCGGACGUGGCCCACUCGGUGCUGCGGCGGCUGCGCAGGGCCAACUUCCUGCUGGAGGAGCUGAAGCAGGGUAACAUCCAGAGAGAGUGCCGCGAGGAGAUCUGCACCUACGAGGAGGCCCGCGAGGCUUUCGAGAACGACGAGAAGACGAGGCGCUUCUGGGAGGAGUACGUACGUGAGAGCAGCCCAUCAGGAGGUCUGGAGUCGGUGGUGGGCGGAGUCCACUCUCUCUACCUGAUCGUGCCGCUGCUGACGGUGGUGUUCAUCAUCGGCGCCGUCGCCAUCACCGUGUGGCGCUGUCACUCCCGCAAACGCUCGCAGCACAGCCCCGGCCCGGACCGCUCCCACCAUCACGACCACGUCCUGUCCGUGGUCUCCAUGGACCACUGGGGGAGGGAUUACCACCCAGGCGACCACUCAGAACUCAGCGUCCACAGCAGCCCCGCUUACCCCGGCUCAGAGGUCAUGUCGGGGCGAGGCAGCGCCGGCGACCCGCCGCCAUCCUACGAGGAGGCCGUGGGCCACGCAGACGUACAUGUAGAGACGGAGCCUCCGCCACAGUAUGAUGACAUCAUCACCAGCAACAGCAGCAGAAGCCAUGGGAAGUAAAAUACCUCACUUGGACCUCCUCACCAGCCGUCCUCCACACUUUACACACUUUACCAGGAAACAUCACGAAGCAUCACGAAGCAUCACUUAGAAUCAUGAAGGGUCAUGAAGGGUCAUGAAGCAUGAUGAAGCAUGAUUGAAGAUUGAAGAGUUUUCUUGUCAUAUGCAUAGUAAAACAGGUAGUUAUGCUACGCAAUGAAAUUCUUAUUCUGUUCAUUCUCCCAAAAAAAGAGAAAGACAACACAAGAAAAAGAAUAAGAAACAUUAAUACCAAUAAAUGAAAAGCAACAAGCACAGAGAGGCAAAGCAUGCAACGUUUGUACUGACGUCCUGCUGGGGAGGAAGGGUGGUGUCACGCACAUGAGGCCAGUAUGAAGCAUGAAGGCUGGUGAGGGUGUUGGUGUUUUAGUGCAGGUCAGGUCAUGUGAUGAUGUGUUGCAUCAUUGACUGGAGUGCAAGUUUACAUUUAUUCUUACUUUGCCAAAUUGGAAGUCGAUUGGUUGAAGUGCUAACUAUUUUGGGGGGGACGUGAUGACAACAUUGUAAGAAGUUAUGGAAAAUUCAAGCAAAAAAAAAGAAAGUAUAUGCUUAUAGUAAUGAUGGGGGGCUGUCCACACGCAAACGUUGUCAUGUGAAAGUGGAAGUGCAUGCAAAGUUUGAUGCGUUCAAGCGGCUUCUUGCUGACGAUGAAUCGACUCUCAACUGUGAAAACGUUCAUACGCCACAAAGCAUCACUGACUCAGCACUUCCUUCUUUAAGUGCACUUGAAGGAGGUGCUUGCAUAGGAAGAUGGGACGAAAGGCAAUAAAGGCCCUCAUUGCAGGGUAAGGUUCUUGUAUUUCAUGGGAUGUGUAUAAAUACGUAGUGUGAUACUCAUGGAACCAUACUAGCUCAUCAAUACAUGAAGGCACUUUGUACAAUGAAAUGCACACUUAUCAGUGACAUUGUCUUCAAGAGGGAACUACACUAGAAUGGAACAUAAAAUGCAAUCCAUUUCAGCUACGUUGGUGGUGCUCAAACUGCGGUACUGGUGGUACGCAGGCGCCAUCUAGUGGAACACCAGAGAUUUUCUUUAAAAUAAAAUGACAAAAUUGAGGUGGUACUUGGUGUAAAAAGUUCGAGGACCAUCGCUGUUGACUGCUUCACACACGAGCAGUAAUUACUUGCAGUUUUUGUUUUUGUUUGUUGUGAGUUGACCUGUGAACAUCAACAUGUAUGCCACCUUGAGAGUUGUGUUGGUUGCCAUUUGUACUCACAUAGUUCUCAUGUUACUCAAUGCCUUAGCCAAGAUACAUGCUGUGUAUAUCAUAAGACAACACAAAAUGCAAAGGAAGCCUGGAAGAUAUCCUUAUUAAUAUGCACAUUUGUAAUAAAACAUCAAACGUG